Molecule: messenger RNA, 14616 nt
Organism: Equus quagga
Lineage: Eukaryota; Metazoa; Chordata; Mammalia; Perissodactyla; Equidae
Gene: HIPK2
Product: homeodomain interacting protein kinase 2
Exons: 15
Coding region: 136-3780 (1214 amino acids)
Biological process (GO): peptidyl-threonine phosphorylation; peptidyl-serine phosphorylation; intrinsic apoptotic signaling pathway in response to DNA damage by p53 class mediator
Cellular component (GO): nucleus; cytoplasm; PML body
Molecular function (GO): protein serine/threonine kinase activity; SMAD binding; protein tyrosine kinase activity
Source: RefSeq, a predicted model, not a curated record
ACAGUGGAGGGAGCGUGAAGUUCAAGAGAAAGUCGGAGAGGAUGAAUCAUGGGAAUAGGGGGAACUUUUAGUGUUGGAAGGGAGAGACACCUCUUCCUCUGAGACCAGAGAGAAGGAAGAGAGGAUGGAGAAUGGAUGUGGAUUCAGGAAUGUUUUGAAAUGAAGAGAAUAAAGGCGGAAAGCAAGGCUGCUGACCUCAAGCUUCUGGACAAAGUGAAAGGUAUGGCCUCACAUGUGCAAGUUUUCUCCCCUCACACCCUUCAAUCAAGUGCCUUCUGUAGUGUGAAGAAACUGAAAGUAGAGCCGAGUUCCAACUGGGACAUGACUGGGUACGGCUCCCACAGCAAAGUGUACAGCCAGAGCAAGAACAUACCACCUUCUCAGCCAGCCACCACAACCGUCAGCACCUCCUUGCCAAUCCCAAACCCAAGCCUACCUUACGAGCAGACCAUCAUCUUCCCAGGAAGCACCGGGCACAUAGUUGUAACAUCAGCAAGUAGCACUUCUGUCACUGGGCAAGUCCUCGGCGGACCACAUAACCUAAUGCGUCGAAGCACUGUGAGCCUUCUUGAUACCUACCAAAAAUGUGGACUCAAGCGUAAGAGUGAGGAGAUUGAGAACACAAGCAGCGUGCAGAUCAUUGAAGAGCAUCCACCCAUGAUUCAGAAUAAUGCAAGUGGGGCCACUGUAGCCACUGCCACCACAUCGACUGCCACCUCCAAAAACAGUGGCUCCAACAGUGAGGGUGAUUAUCAGCUAGUCCAGCAUGAGGUGCUGUGCUCCAUGACCAACACUUAUGAAGUUUUAGAGUUCUUGGGCAGAGGGACGUUUGGGCAAGUGGUCAAGUGCUGGAAACGGGGCACCAAUGAAAUUGUGGCCAUCAAGAUCCUGAAGAACCACCCGUCGUAUGCCCGACAAGGUCAGAUUGAGGUGAGCAUCCUGGCCCGCUUGAGCACAGAGAGUGCUGAUGACUACAACUUUGUCCGGGCCUAUGAGUGCUUCCAGCACAAGAAUCACACGUGCUUGGUCUUUGAGAUGUUGGAGCAGAACCUCUAUGACUUUCUGAAGCAGAACAAGUUUAGCCCCUUGCCCCUCAAAUACAUUCGCCCGGUCCUCCAGCAGGUAGCCACAGCCCUGAUGAAACUGAAAAGCCUAGGUCUUAUCCAUGCUGACCUCAAACCAGAAAACAUCAUGCUGGUCGAUCCAUCUAGACAACCAUACAGAGUAAAGGUCAUCGACUUUGGUUCAGCGAGUCACGUGUCCAAGGCUGUGUGUUCCACCUACUUGCAGUCCAGAUAUUACAGGGCCCCUGAGAUCAUCCUUGGUUUACCAUUUUGUGAGGCGAUUGAUAUGUGGUCCCUGGGCUGUGUCAUUGCGGAGCUGUUCCUGGGCUGGCCGCUGUAUCCAGGAGCUUCCGAGUACGAUCAGAUUCGGUAUAUCUCACAAACACAGGGUUUGCCAGCUGAAUAUUUAUUAAGCGCAGGGACAAAGACAACUAGGUUUUUCAACCGUGACACAGACUCACCGUAUCCUUUGUGGAGGCUGAAGACACCAGAUGACCAUGAAGCUGAGACGGGCAUUAAGUCCAAAGAAGCGAGGAAGUACAUUUUCAACUGUUUAGAUGACAUGGCCCAGGUGAACAUGACAACAGAUUUGGAAGGGAGUGACAUGUUGGUGGAAAAGGCAGACCGGCGGGAGUUCAUCGACCUGUUAAAGAAGAUGCUGACCAUAGAUGCUGAUAAGAGAAUCACUCCGAUCGAAACCCUGAACCACUCCUUUGUCACCAUGACACACUUACUUGAUUUUCCCCAUAGUACACACGUCAAAUCAUGUUUCCAGAACAUGGAGAUUUGCAAGCGUCGGGUGAAUAUGUAUGACACCGUGAACCAGAGCAAAACCCCUUUCAUCACACAUGUGGCCCCCAGCACGUCCACCAACCUGACCAUGACCUUCAACAACCAGCUGAACACUGUCCACAACCAGGCUCCCACCUCUACCAGUGCCACUAUUUCCUUAGCCAAUCCCGAGGUCUCCAUACUAAACUACCACUCUGCACUCUACCAGCCCUCAGCGGCAUCCAUGGCUGCAGUGGCCCAGCGGAGCAUGCCCCUGCAGACGGGAGCAGCCCAGAUCUGUGCCCGGCCUGACCCCUUCCAGCAAGCUCUCAUCGUGUGUCCACCCGGCUUCCAAGGAUUGCAGGCCUCUCCCUCGAAGCAUGCUGGCUAUUCUGUACGGAUGGAAAAUGCAGUUCCCAUUGUCACGCAAGCCCCAGGAGCUCAACCUCUUCAGAUCCAACCAGGUCUGCUUGCCCAGGCCUGGCCAAGUGGGACCCAGCAGAUCCUGCUUCCCCCCGCGUGGCAACAGCUGACUGGAGUGGCCACCCACACGUCGGUGCAGCAUGCAACUGUGAUUCCCGAGACCAUGGCAGGCACCCAGCAAUUGGCCGACUGGAGGAACACGCAUGCUCACGGCAGCCAUUACAAUCCCAUCAUGCAGCAGCCUGCGCUAUUGACUGGUCAUGUGACCCUUCCAGCAGCCCAGCCCUUAAAUGUGGGCGUGGCCCAUGUGAUGCGACAGCAGCCAACCAGCACCACCUCUUCCCGGAAGAGUAAGCAGCACCAAUCAUCUGCGAGAAACGUCUCCACCUGUGAGGUGUCCUCCUCUCAGGCCAUCAGCUCGCCUCAGCGGUCCAAGCGCGUCAAGGAGAACACCCCUCCCCGCUGCGCUCUGGUGCACAGCAGCCCGGCCUGCAGCUCCUCUGUCACGUGCGGGUGGGGCGACGUGGCCUCCAGCACCGCCAGGGAGCGGCAGCGGCAGACGAUUGUCAUUCCCGACACCCCUAGUCCCACAGUCAGCGUCAUCACCAUCAGCAGCGACACAGAUGAGGAGGAGGAACAGAAGCAUGCUCCCACCAGCACUGUCUCCAAGCAGAGAAAAAACGUCAUCAGCUGUGUCACGGUCCACGACUCUCCCUACUCCGACUCCUCCAGCAACACCAGCCCCUACUCCGUGCAGCACCGUGCCGGACACAACGCCAACACCUUUGACACCAAGGGGAGCCUGGAGAAUCAUUGCACUGGGAACCCCCGAACUAUCAUCGUGCCACCCCUGAAAACCCAGGCCAGCGAAGUGUUGGUGGAAUGUGACAGCCUGGUGCCAGUCAACACCAGUCACCACUCGUCCUACAAGUCCAAGUCCUCCAGCAACGUGACCUCCACCAGCGGUCACUCUUCAGGGAGCUCGUCUGGAGCCGUUGCCUACCGGCAGCAGCGGCCAGGACCACAUUUCCAGCAGCAGCAGCCUCUCAAUCUCAGCCAGGCUCAGCAACACAUCACCGCAGACCGUGCUGGGAGCCACCGACGGCAGCAGGCCUAUAUCACUCCCACAAUGGCUCAGGCCCCGUACUCCUUCCCUCACAACAGCCCCAGCCACGGCGCUGUGCACCCCCACCUGGCUGCCGCCGCCCACCUCCCCACCCAGCCCCACCUCUAUACCUACACGGCGCCCGCGGCCCUGGGCUCCACUGGCACUGUGGCCCACCUGGUGGCCUCCCAAGGCUCAGCGCGUCACACCGUGCAGCACACUGCCUACCCGGCCAGCAUCGUCCACCAGGUCCCCGUGAGCAUGGGCCCCCGGGUCCUGCCCUCGCCCACCAUCCACCCAAGUCAGUAUCCAGCCCAGUUUGCCCACCAGACCUACAUCAGCGCCUCUCCAGCCUCCACCGUCUACACUGGAUACCCACUGAGCCCUGCCAAGGUCAACCAGUACCCUUACAUAUAAACACUGGAAGGGGAGGGGAGGGGGGAGAACGGCCAGAGGGGAGGAGGGAGAGGAAAAGGGACCGAGGUGGGAGCUGGGCUUUUUAUACUGAAGAUGCCGCACACAAACAAUGCAAACGGGGCAGGGAGGGGGGCAGGGGACGGGAUGGGACACAAACGAAACUUGAACUAGGAAGUGGGAGGACUGAGAGCAGAGAAGAGAACAUUUUAAAAAGGAAGGGAUUAAGGAGGGGGAAAUCUAUGCUUUUUAUUUUAAAAAAGAAAAAGAAAAAAAAGAAAACGUCGGUAACAAGAAACACAGCUCACGAACCCAUUCUGCACCAAACUGGAAAGGAGAAGAAGAGAGCAACGGAAGAUUCCGGAAGUGGGGAAGCCCCAGUUUUUGAAGAACUUUAUCUACAAACUUUGCAAAGAUUAUUUUCAUAUGGCAGCAAGUGACGUUUAAAAAUUUGCUGUCAGGGACACCUGAUAUGGAAAUCCAAUAGAUUUUAAUUAUUGAACAGAAGAAUUAGGGAUUUUUCCAGAACUCGAAAGGGUCGGCAGCCGUCCAGAAGGUCUAGGAGGCUGAUGUUUGGGGGCCAGUCUGGGGUUGGCAAAGCCCGGUUCUGGCUCAUUGGUCAGGGCUGAUGGGGUGGCUGGACUGUGAGGACCCGGGAGAGGGCGCGUUUUCUCUUUCUGAGCACUCUGGAUAAAUCGCUAAGCAAUGUCAUUAAUAACGUGUGUUGCAAACUUUAGUUUUGUUCUUUUCUGAAGAUUUAUUUUCUCUUUGAAUCAACCCCUAGUCCCGUAGCGUAGGGCUGGUGGCCAUUGCCGAACCCUAGUAGAAUGUAGCUCUCUGCACCCCAUUUUCUACUUUGUGUUCAACUCCAAUGAUACCAAUAGACUAUUCCUCUAUGUAAUUGCACAAAAAAGAGUGAUCUAACGAAGGCAUGUACCAAUGUGGUGGUCCAGGUGUGUGAGCAUGAGCGAGCGAGCAAGCGUGAGCGAGUGUGUGGGUGUGAGCAAGGAUGCCGCCCCUCCCCAUGUGUCCCUCGGCGCCGCCGUCACAGCUCUCACAGUCUUGAUUCCACGUCAUUCCCUCCUAGUGCCUUACCGAUGACCGACAGACGCGGUGUGAGGGGGACUUCCGUGGUACUCCAAGAAGCCAGCUGAGACGAGUCAGAUCAUCUCGGCUCUUCUUCUGUGCUGUUAGAACAUUUUACUCUGGUCUCUCCUUUUUUUUUUUUUAAUUUAAUUUUAUUUUAAUACCUGUUGUCUUUCUUGGGCUGCUGGUAGCAGAGGAGUGUCAGGGAGCUAGCAGGGGCUUGAGAGAGAUGUGGGAAAUGGAUGGUGGGUGGGUGAAUCUGAUGACAGUGAUGGUUUUAGUUGACUUUUACUUUGGGGGCAGAGAGCAAGAGAGGUCCCCCCCAACCCUGCCCCCUCACGCCACCCUGCCCUCAGUUCUGCUGGGAGGGCGGCUCUGCCAUUUGUGGGACCAGAGGUCCCAUCUCUGUUUUCAGAAUGUUGGCCUCGCCAGGCGGCUUCCUCCUUCCUGAUAUGGAAGGAACAGAAGAGAGGAGCCCACCGCCAGCCUCAAGGCCCGGCAUAACCUUCCUGCCGCCAUCUGCAGGGUGCAGAGGAGGCCUGGUGCCCAGCCCCGUGACCUCAGCCUCACCCCAGCUUUGCCCUCACAGCCCUGCGCCUCUCUGCCCAGGUUCUGCUGACUGUGUUUUGCUCUCACAGUUUUCCAUAUUAUUCCCGCUCUAGACAACCAUCCACCUUUGUGUGCUCCUGAGUCUUUCCUCACACUACCCAGGCCUACCCAAGGCAUGACUUUGGUUUUGGUUUUAGAGGGGUCUGGGGGCAGAUGGUGGGAGGGACAUUUGUGAGGGUAACUAGGGGUCACACUGCACUUUGGAAAACUGAACACUCCCACAGGCAGUUAAGUUUCCAAAGAAUUUUGCCCUUUGCCCUCUUUGCACCUUCAGUACCUUCUGGAAGUUUUUUUCUCAGGCUUUGAGCACUGCUGGGGGUGGGGACGGGGGGGGGGGGUCUCUCCAUUCAUAGCAAAUUACCCUUAAACACAUGAAUGUUGGGAGUGUGUCUGGUCAUAGAUGGAGUUUUAAAGGGCGGUCCUAAUUGUUUGACUCUGGAUGUUGAGUCCCUAACUGACCCCAAAGCCGAGUUUCCGAGGUGUGAAGAGGGCGGUCCCAGUUUCGGCAGCCCAUCCUCAUCCUCCCCCUCUUUCCUUCCUCGCUCUGCAGCCUCCCAUCACAAUCUACUGUGAAAGGUGUUUGUAUGGUGAUACUGACCUAAUUGAGUAAUGAAGCCGUUACCUUAGCUCUUAGCUGUGAAAUGUGAAAUAACUCUGGAAAUUUCCCCUCCCCAACCAUAAAUUCUACUUAUCUUACCAAGAAGUAGGUCCCCAAAGUAGAACCAGCUUGGUCCAGGCCUUAGGCUGACAGGAAGGAUACGAUGACCUGCUCGAGAUGGGGCACACUCAAGCAGCCCCCAGGAGCCCAGAGGGGCUGAGCCCGAGAGAGGUAUGAGAUGCCAUCCUCAUGGCGCCACGAUCGUCUUUAUCCAGAGGUGGGGCAGUGCCAUCAUUCUGACACAACAGGAAAAUGGCCAUCCAGAGAGGGUGGGGAAAUAAGUCUUUGGAGGACUCACGAGCCAGAGCUGCACCAGACUGGAAAACCCGUUUGUUCCGGACUUUCGGCAGCCAGAUGGUGGCAGUACCCCAUCAGAUUGCCUCAUGCCCAGUGACAGUAGUAGCCUCUGUUUGCUUUAUUGGGUAGCAUCCUGGGCCCCCUUGCACACUUCACUUCCAGCCCUUUCUAGAUCUGAUCUUUUACAGGCAAAGACAACAUAGCCUUCCAUUUUAAAGAAAAUUAUUUUGUCUACUUAAGUUGGAAGUCUCUUACUCUUUCACCUUUUUCUUUCCUUUUCUUCCAGAUCAGGAAUGAAAGUUCCAUGCUGCUCAUAAAGAUAAUAUUAUUGUACUAAUUAUUUUGGUUAUUACCAUUGUAAUUAUUAUCAUUAUCAUCAUGUUGAUAUUUUAGUUGGGGUUUUAAAUGCACAUUUAUUCCAAGUAUCUUUGUGUUUUCUCUUUAAUAUUUAAACUUAUUUUUUUGUAUCUGUGAGCAUAUGAGUUGACAGGAGGGACAUACAGAUGUCCAGUUUUGUCAGACAAAAAAAAAAAAGGAAAGACCCAGGAAUUAGGAAAAUUGUUUCUGUCAUCUCUAUUCCACAAAGAGCUGUCAGGAAAGAUCCACCACAGAACAAAAGUUUAAUGAAGAAUCAAGGCCUUUUCUCAGUACAGACUAGUUUGGGCUCUUGACAACAUGGUCACCAUCAAUACUGUAUUUUUCCAGGUUCACGGUGGCCUGGGAAGAGCUCUGAAGAGGCAUCUCCUGGGCUGAACCCCUAGCUGUGGUUCUCUCCCUCAUUCCCUGCACUCUCCUGUGCUUCUGGAAUCAGCUCCAUAGAUCCUUGGCCUCACAUCUGAUAUUUACCUGGCAAGCAAAAAAAGAGCCGCUCUGCCCAGAGCUGACCCAGCACCUUUCCCCAAUGCCCUCCCUUUUCCCAUGAUGCACCCAGAGAAGGAGAAGGGCCCACUGGGAGAAGCCAGGUUCCUCGUGCGCUCGUUAGCACUCGCCCAAAUCUCCCAUCUUGUCCUCCGACGCUGAGUCGCCCUGGCAAACAGGAUGAAUAAAAAGCUGCCCGUCCCUAGGACCAAGCUCUCAAGUAGAGGGAUGCCAACCUAGUCCGUAUUUAGGCCAUAAAUAAUCUGGAGCAUCAUCUGUUCUUUGAUUGGCUCCAUCCUUCUUUACUGAAGAAACAUCAUUAAGAGUAAGGGGAAGAUUGAAAAAGACAGGUCAAGGAGAAUGAUGUAAUAGGAGGCUUAGGAACCACAGGUCAAUAUGAUUCUGUUCUGCUUGCUGACCCAUCUGGGUGUUUGCAGCCGUGUCUCUGCGCUUAGUGCCUCUUUCAUGAUGUUUGGCUGUUUCCAAGGGAAGGGGUGAGCAGGCCGAUGGGUGGGAGAGUCUGAGGCUUGAUGCCGGUUAAUACUGUGAAGUGGAGCAUGUGGUUGAUCGAAUUCAGAGGGAAAGGAAGGGUUGGGGCAAACUGAGGUUGUCUCCUGGACUGUAUUUGCAUUCUGGCCUUACUGGCGGUGAGUGGCUUGCAGGCUGUGGGAGCCAGCUGGCCUUGUCCUCUUCACCCUGGAAGACUCAACCCGCCCAGACACCAGAUUGUUGGACGUAAGGAAGGGAAGGUGAGAUGAGCACAGCUGCUAGGGUGAUUUCCCUUGACCAGACCUUUACAAACACUCAUUUUUGAACAAGCGUGUGGUGGAGGAUUUGGGUUGUGUGAGUGUGUAUGAGUGAGUGGAGCAGACUUUCUUGGAAACUGGAGGAAGGAGAUGAGGAGGCUUAAGGAACUAUUACUGAUGGGCUGUGGUUGAUGAAACGAGGUGCAUCCAUGGGCUUGCCGCAGCUUUCAUCCCGGGUUCUCUGGUGCUGGGGACAGGGUGAGGUGUGAGGCACUUGCUGGCCUGCCCAGGAGCUGCUAGGACAGAAAACAGAAAGAAGAAAAUAACUAGGUUCCCUCAAGUAGCAGAGAGAGUUUGACAGAGAGGCAAGGAUUCCUUCCAUAGGACUAGCCUGGGACCCACAUCAUGGUUUUGCCACGGAACAUUCCAGCCCCAGGGACUUUGCGUGCUCCUCUCCCUGUCUGUGUCUUUUCUUUCUGGUGUGUCUUACAGAUUUCAGAUGGGGAAGCCUCAAAAUUGAGCAGGCCAGAGAUGUCCUUACCAAAUUGGAAAGGAAGGGGAAACUGUUCCUUUCUUUAGCCAAAGAACCCUUCUCAAAGGACACCUCCAGAAUGGACAAAAUGGCAUUCCUCUCUUUCCUUUCCAGGCAAUAAUGACGUCAUUAUUGAUGCAACUCCGUUGAUGUUUCUCUUUCCUCUCUAACCUCAUUGUAUUUUUUUAUUGCUUUUAUUUCAAAACUACUCAUCUUUUAAGAGGAGUGAAAAUUAGUUACCCUAAGUGCUGCUGCUAUUGGGAAACCGGAGGCAUCCCGUGAACACGUGGGCUAAACUAAUCUCCUGUUUCCACGGUCUUGACUGAAGCAGCCCUUCUGCCAGGAAGCUCUGCUGUGUGGGGGGGGGUAGACGCACGCUGGAGCUGGCCUCGGGAUGUCACCGCUUUUCCGCUGUGGUGCCUCAAGACUCUCACUUCUCAUCUGCACAGACCACACGCAGUAAAACCUCCGUCGGGCCAGUAGAGAAUUGAAGAUGGCAAAGUGGCAUUUAAAUGCAAUAGAAAUCUGUCAGAGGCUUUUGGUGCCAUUGCUCAGAGUGACCCAAUCUAGUAGCAGUUUCUUGCAACUUCUAGCUCCAAAGAACUAGCUCCAAGGCAGUUCUUCCCCUCAGAUUCAGUGAGAGUUUACAGAGAAGUGACCCUCCUUCAGGGCACACUUUCUCAGAAUACCUGGACCAGAAGGGAUCUUCCUGAUUGCACCGGCUCACCUCCCACAAGCCUCUGAGAGCCCCUAAUCUCACACCCCAGCAUUACAGCAUUAUGUUGACUGUCUCCUUUCUGAUGAAACUUGCAGUGUCCCUCAAAUAAGUAAUAACCAGCAUUUGUUAAUGCUCUCAGUACACCAGGCCCCGGGCCAAGCCCUGUGUGAGCGUGACCCCGUGGAGCCCUGGUAGCCACCCAGUUACAGCACCCCCCAUUUACGGAUGAGGAAGUGGACGAGGAAGCUGACGCUCUAAGAAAGUAGCAUGUGUUAAAGGAAAGAAAAUGCAGUGGUGGUCCAAAAUCUCCAAGUUUUUGGUGAACUUUUUGUUAAUCAGAUCUUUACUAAGAUACGAUUUUUUUUUUUUUACUUUCUUAAAUUAACAGCAAUGAGUGGCCUCGUAUUUCUGAUGAACCAUUUAACGACGCUCCCAUUUACUGUGUGCCAAACACUGUGCUAAAAGUUGCUUGUUGUUAAAAGUUCGUCUUCAUAAUAACCAUAUGAAAUCGGCAAUAUUAGUCCCUCGAGUUGAGGCAACUCGCUGAGAGAGCUCGUAACCAGCCUAGGGCCACACAGCUAGUAAAGGGUGGAGUGGGGCCUUGAACCUGGGUCUGCCCAGCUCCAGAACCAAGCUCGCAGCUUGCCUUGGCCGUCUCCCGUGUGUGUGUGUGUGUGUGUGUGUGUGUGUGUGUGCAAAGAAAGGCCUGGAAGGGUCAUCACCCUGCACCAUCCCCACACCACGCAUGGGACUCAGGAGAGCCUGCGUGAAGAGGGAGUCCUGAACUGGGUGCAGGUGGAAGGCACAGGAUUAGGUGGACUUUUAGAGAAGAUCUAUGGGGAGUUUCUUUUGCUUCGUAGUAGAGUUCCUUUUAGAUUCCUUUCCCGCGUACCAGCUAGCUUUAGUAGUGCUGCUACAACAAACUCUUACAAGAGCGAAGAAAAAAGUGUUCUUUUCUUCUUUUAAAAAAAUGAUUUUUCUUGCUUAUAGUUGAUUCUAGAAAGGCAAUACUAAAGGUAUAUAUUUUUUUCAAAAUGCUAUUUUUUACUGCACUGAUAAAUAUCAUGACAACUCUGGUCUCUGUAAUCGAUCCGCUCUGCAGCUCUGGGUAGAACCAGGUGCAAGAUUCACACCAAAUUUGUAAAUACCGUGUGUGGGUCUGGUGUCAAGGAACUUUUCUCUUUGUGUAAAAAAAAAAAAAAGGAGGAGAAAGACAAGAUGACUUUUAGAAAGAGGAACAAAGUAAAGUUUUCUUUUGAGAUAGGCUUCUCAAAGAAACAGAAAGCAACAGUUGUGUAAACUGAGAAAAGCUAGCCAACUUUCAGGACAGAAGGAGAGUCUCUUGCCGAGGUAUGAGAUUAAUAGUAAUACAGAAGCAUUUUUAUUUUGGUUGAGAGGUGGUAAGAAUUUAGAAAUGCUUUAGGACUAGAUUUUUAUUUUUUAGAAAACUGCUAUCACUUGUUAGGAAACAUCUCCUCAGUUUGGGGUGGGUUUUUUGUUUCUUUUUUGUUUUAAAAACUUCUUUAUUGACUGGUUCCAGGCUUGUUUGCCUAAAUUCUUAGGUAGUUUACACAAGUUCUAGAAUCUUCUAGAACUAUUACUCCAUUGGAAGCAAACCCAACUAAUCAGAAUUUGAGAUCCUGGUGGGUAUCAAUAGGUUUCUGGAAUUCUGACGGAACACCUAAGGAUUUUUUUCAAGAAGGUUUUAGAUACAUUAUCUUACACAAACUGUGACCUAAUGGCAAUAAUUACCUCAAAUGUGGGCAUUCAUCCUGGUUUUAGCCUUUUUUGAAGUCAUGUAGCCAGCUUGAUCUUGGGAUUUAAAAGAUAUGAACUCUAAGUGGGCUGAAAAUAAUGAUUAAUGCACACCCUGGUCAUUGUUGCUUAAGUGAAUUCUGAAAAUAGCUAAUCUUUACAACAAAAAUUAAACCAAGGAAGAGAUGAUUCUUUGUGUGUUGUAAUCAAAUGUGAUAUUCAAAUGCACAUGUUAAGUAUAUAUGUUUUUAGCCACUGUAAAAUGCUGUUAGCUUUCUAAGAUAUUGAAAGUCAUAUUUUAAAUGCAUAAACUAAAUAAUCGACUGUGGAUACUUAAGCAUAUUUCUGGCUACGUUUUAUAGUUAAAGUGUUUUAUAGUUUACAUUUAAACUGGUACUUUUUAAGGAAAAUUUCUGUUUAUAACUGACAUCUUCAAACCCCAGUGAUUGCCUCUGUAGUUGGAGGCCGUGUCCCCCCAAGGCAGGUGUGUUCUCCCCGUACCGUUGUGUAGCCCGACACAAGCAUUUCCCUUCAUGUUAUUGGUUUCCAUGUGAACUCGAGAGAAUGUGAAAGGAUUCCCAGGUUGGGUGGGAAGGGGUGAGUCCCCCGCCUGGGCUGGAUGCAAAGAUCUCAUGCCAUGUUGUAUCAACACUUGUCUUGAAGGCCUUCUCUUUGACAUCUUGGAAGAGGCAGAGAGAACAGAUACCUGAUUCGUUGAUUUUGUCUUGGUUUGAAUGUUUAACUUAUUAAUCUGUCCACUGACUUCCAGUCACCAGGCAGUAGAAGACACUGGGAUUCAGGUGGCCUCGAAGGUACAGCUGCUAUUUCUGGGCCCCCGGUGAUAUUCUGAUCGGGGUUUUGCGGGGGAGAGUCAUACAUCCCUACGCCCAUACUCACUGGCUGGGUUUUCCAUAUCUGCUGUCAUUUCUUUCUUUUCUCCUUUAAAACAAAGUAAAUGCAAAAGGAUAUGUUUACUUUUUACUCUUUGUCAAACUUAGAUUUGAAGCCUAGGUCAGUGGGAGGGGGGCACCGAGUUUACUUCCCAGAGAUUGUAAGUGCUGCUGAGCAGGAGGAGCGGCUGGGGAACCAAGGGGCAGCUCAGGGGCCGUUGAGACCCAUCGAAGUAGAGGUCAUCAUUGUAAUGGCAAGAGAGGCUUCAGAGAGUGGGCCCCACUGUCAUGUGGGAACCAACUGGAAAAUGCCGGGUCCCCUGAGAUGGUUCGUUUCUUAUUUUCUCUUGUACCACAACCGAAGUGCGGAGGACCUGGUGUUAUCUAAAGGGCGUUCCUUAGCCGAUGCGACCUUGAACACUGCAGAACACCUCGGACCAGGGAACUGGUGGCGGGGGAGGGGAGUGGUUAAUGCAUUUGCUUUUUCCCUGUGAACUCUGUUGAUAGUGUGUUCUUACUACAGUUUUUUGUUAGAAAUGUUAUUGUAAAGUAUUUUUCAUCUCUCUCCUCCUAAUUAUACUCCCACUUUUCUAUUUGGUUUUUUCCUUUGCUUUAAUUAACCAAGUGAAUUUUAUGUCAUUGUCUUUGGGGCUUAACCGUAUUUUUAAAAAUUAGAGACAUAGAAAUUGACCUUUAAAAAAAAGAAAGCAAACAUGUCUCUGAGAAGGGCUCUGCCAUUGCUCUCUCUAGUUUCCUUUCAGCCCAUCUCCACACUCAUCUCUCCUGGUGCUGCCUCCCCAUCUUGUGUUCAGUCACUGUUCCCAUGGCCACCUCGGCCUUUGCUCUGCUGUCACCACAGCCCCACACCCAGGCACUCAGAACUCCCAGGAAGCUCUCAAGAGCCAGGACCCACUUAGCCUUGUGCGUGGUGGCCUUGCCUCCCUGUUAGAUGUUCGCCUGCUUGGUUGAAGGAGCAAUGGAUUUAUUAUUAUUAUUAUUAUUAUUAUAUUAUUAAUUAUUAUUAUUUUAAUAGUUUGGCUCAGGUUAUAAGGAAGAACUUGGGAAGUGGACAGUGACUUGACCAUGCCCAUCCUUUGUAGCUUUCUGUGACUUCUGAAUGGAACAUAAUGCGUCCCCCGCCCACGCCCCCCUCCUCCCUUCCUGUUGGCGUUGCCUCCAUGGCACGGAGUUUCUCCCCACCCUGGUGCACUCCUCACUUUUGUGUUACUGCUCAUUUAAAGCUUUCUUCCGUGGCUUUUCCAGGGCACAAUCACUUCUGGCCCCCAAAGCAUCUCUCAUCCUCUUUGUGUGCGUUUUUUUAACCAAAUGAAGUAGACCAGGAAGUCAUACUUGGGGGCAGCAGAAUUUCUAGUUUAGUAGAAUCACUGUAUAGAUAUAGAUGUUGAUAUAUAUGUUUGUGUAUAUAUAUAUCAAACCAAAUUUCUGAUAGGAAAAGUAUAGCUUUACAGAUGAGGAGGAAGAGGAGCUUUUAGAAGUCGGAGUCAGCGUUGGCUGAGCCUGGGAGGGCCCAGGCCACACCUUCGUACAUGAGCCUGAGGCAUGGUGCCAGGCCCUGGUCACCCACCUCAGCACAGCAGAGGCAGGUGGCCCUGAGGGGUGCUGCUGCUCUCUCUGGGUCCCCAGCAUCAAGGGCAUAGAUGAGUGAGGGGGGCAAUAAAACAGAAUGACUGGAAUUUUCCAUCCCUCUUUGCUUUGACCACAUGUAUUGAGCUACAGCCUCUGAUACUCUGUCACACAUCCAAAAAUGGGAUCCAUUAGGAUGGAAGGAGAACGGAUCUGUAGAAAUGUUUACCUUUCAACUGCCCAUGAAUUCAGGACACUCUCGAUAGAAAGGCUCACUCCCCAGCAUGAGGACAGGGAAGAGGAGACCUGGUGAUGUUCGGUCACCAGUCAAGGAGCAUGGCUCCCUCCCCAAGGUCAUCUCGCCUAGAUCUUUCACUACCAGGUCAUCUCAGCUCAAUAACCCUAUGAAAGCCCUGGUCUGUUGUGUUCCUUCACUGUACGGUUUCUGUAAUAAAAAGUGUUAAUCCAUGUUAAUCUUUGUGAAAAUUAUUGCGUGCAACAGUAUUUUCUCGUGUACCUCUUUUCCUAUGUGAAUUGUCCCUCUUUUCUUUUUUAUUUAUAAAUGUCUCCUUUUUUUAAAGACAAACCAAUGUGUUGUAGGCCUAUAUGUAACCUAUUCCUAGUCUCAUAUUAUAGGUAUGUUAUAAGAAUGGAUAUUUUACUUGGCUUUAGAAUGUUUUACAAGAAAAAUAAUUCUUAACUGAUCAAGUCCUUGCUACUAAAAUGCUUGUGUUUUUCAUCAUGACGUCGUGUGCUUCUAAAUUAAUAAUCAUUUUCGUUGUAGAAAAAUGGAGUGAAUUUAUAUUAGUCUUGGAAACUAAUAUAGCAUUGUAAAUUUAUGAGAUGAUUUUAACAGAAAAAAUUAUAGAAGAAUAUAGUUAUUUUAAUUGUAAUAUUACUAACUGUAGGGUGAGAAAGGGGGGUCCCGUUGUGGUGAACUAUGUUAUAGCUUGUUACUCACAGUUUCUUUUUGAUCAUUUUUUCGGUCUCUGAGGUGAAACGAGUUAUUAAUUAAAAUUUGUAAGCUCACAUAUGCAUAUUGUAUAUGUGCAGAAUGUAAUCACACUUUGUCUUGGAAUUACAUUAAACUGUUUGGAAUCACUGUA